Molecule: messenger RNA, 873 nt
Organism: Suillus bovinus
Lineage: Eukaryota; Fungi; Basidiomycota; Agaricomycetes; Boletales; Suillaceae
Exons: 5
Coding region: 1-873 (290 amino acids)
Source: RefSeq, a predicted model, not a curated record
AUGGAACUUGUAUCUCAGUUCACUGAGGAUGCUAUUGCCAAGGAAGAUCGUAUCUGUGGUCGACCUGCUUGCGGUAGCGUUAUCCUGAAAGGCGCACCAUAUCAUUACAUUGCCACCAUUGUGCCCAGCCAACCUGGUCGCUUCGUCUGUAGAGCGUGUUACUUACGAUAUGCACAGAAGCUUUUGACAUCAGUCCGACCCUCUUCAGUUCGCCCUUCUUCUGCGCAAUCACUCCCUGAUCCUAACGUCAUACGGCAAAGUGUAAAUGCUGCACAGCGCAGAUGCCCAGAUAUUACCGUGCCUUUAUUAUGGCAACAACCACCAGUUGGUUCCAGCCAGAACAGGGUACCUGGUCCCACAGGGUACUCGGCACACCACGCUCAAUAUAGUUUGGAGCGUGAGCAAUGGGCUAAACUAGCAUACGCUCCACCCCCUGUGGAGACUAUUACAUUAGAGAUAACAGCUGUGUAUGAGGGGAAUUCAUGGAAGAAAAGCGGACGUGGUAUCAACUUCGGGAAUAUAUGUGAAGGAAAGAAGGAUAUUGAUGCUCGCUUGGACACCCCUAGUCUCAUAGCAAUUGCAUUCGAUACCAUUCUACCCAAAAUCCUCACAUUUGGAAGGGGAUUUCCUUGGCGCACUCAAGAAUUUGUCGUCCGAGAUGCUGCCUGGGUUGACCUAUCUGGGCAUUUGCCUGCUAUUCCAUACUUUUUGGCUCAGUGCUUGGUCCAAUCUCGACAUGCGCCGAAGACAACAACUUUCAAGACUAAGGAAUUCUCACUCAUGGUUGUUGUGCCUGCAGUGCAGUGGAGUGAGUAUGAGGAAUGGCUCGAAAGAACUGAAGAAGAGGAAACCUUGCACGAACAGCUUCAAUGA